Molecule: messenger RNA, 667 nt
Organism: Caenorhabditis angaria
Lineage: Eukaryota; Metazoa; Nematoda; Chromadorea; Rhabditida; Rhabditidae
Source: the annotation of a GenBank genome assembly
AUGGUGGUAUUCCACAAUCAUAAAAUUAUCAUAAUGUAUCAUUGGCUGGUUUGGUGUCUAAUUUUUCUCACAAAAAUUGUAAGUUUCUGUGCUUUUUUAAGUAAUAACUUAGAAUAAAUAAAAAAUUAUAGGAUUUUUGUUCGAGCGAGAUUCGUUCUCAAAAAAUCGACCGAUUUGCAGUUCGAAAAUCGCAUGAAUUAAUGGAUGUUCUUAUAAAGAAAAAAGAGAACUUUUGGAGAUUCGAAGAAUUUUUCGAUGAUCAAUUUGAAAUGGAUUUAUGCAAUCGCACAGUUUAUAAAGGUAAAAUAAGUAGAUAUUAUUUAUUUAAAAAAAACAUUUUCUCAGAAGAGUUCAUCGAAAUGUUUGCUGAGAUCCCGAAUAUUCCCACCGUCAAGGUAAAUUUUAAAAAAUAGUUUCAUAAUUUGUCAGAAUUCUUCCAGUUUGAAAAAUAAUAAAUUUACAGUAUCGUAUGUAUAACGCAUUUUCCCAUUCAACUCUUCCAAUUAUCAAUUUCACAAUUCAUAUCGAAGUUCUUGGAGCACAUUAUGACGUGGAAAUUAGUUUGGAAACUUUGAAAAACUCGCAAAAGUUUUUGUAUUUCUCAUUGGCUAAUUGUCACAAUAUCAAAAGACAUGACAAUUUUGAUUUUUUGUUUUUGAAACCCUGA